AUGUCACAAACGGAGCGUGCAGCCUGGGAGGCUUUGGGGCACGGUGAAGCUUGGCACCAGAAACCGCAAAAGCCGCUGCCUCGAUGGGGUGAGCUGCAGGCCCAUCAGCAGGCUGCGGCCAAGCAUGGCCUAGGACAUGACAAGGCAACCUGGGAGAAGCUGAGGACGCACUACUCUCAAUCACAAAAUCCCCAGGGCGCAAUCGCUUCGGAAGCAACCUCUGCCGUAACAAGAACUGACACGGGGACAAGCGUGAUGAGUGGGGCGGCAGGAGCAGCGUGGUCAGUCUGCAAGACACUCGCACCGGUGCUCGGGGAUGCACUUGGUGGAGCAAGGCACCCUGCACUGAGGGUGUUGGGAGGUGCUCUCCGCUACACAGCAGAUGUUGCUGACUCGUUGUCCCUCCCCGUUAGUGUGGACGGAACUGAGACUGUCUUGUACUUGGAUGACUCGGGCUCAAUGCGGAGUUCAGUUGACGGCGUUUGGGGCAAGUCUGGGCUGCAGUUGGGUCAAGACGUACUGGAUCAGGUGGCACCCCUGCUUGAAGGGCCCACUCGCAUUCUGAAGUUUGGCUCACACCCAAAGGUCUUGCUUCCCAGGGAGGAAUUGUCACAGACACAGGAUCUGGCAACCACCACACAGCUGCUCCAGUGCUUCGCCAGCAUUUGGCAUUAUUCCUGCUUUCGUAGUUGA
Messenger RNA from Symbiodinium pilosum, 693 nucleotides. NCBI's taxonomy places the organism in Eukaryota, Dinophyceae, Suessiales, Symbiodiniaceae. The record is from the annotation of a GenBank genome assembly.